Anguilla anguilla (European eel) is the source of this 10590-nucleotide messenger RNA. RefSeq lists its product as uncharacterized. Bases 19 to 9834 code for a protein of 3271 amino acids. The record is from RefSeq and is a predicted model, not a curated record. The transcript has 49 exons. NCBI's taxonomy places the organism in Eukaryota, Metazoa, Chordata, Actinopteri, Anguilliformes, Anguillidae.
AGGCUAUGAAAGCGCGCAAUGGCAGACAAGCACCUCAGUGUCACGGCGUUAUUCUUCAUCUUCGCAAACUUCAAAUUUGGUGAUGUCACAUCUGAGAUCAUUGUCCAGUCUAAUGGGAACUUCACACUGCAGCCCAAUGUUCAGAGUCCCCCAGAGGACAUUUUGUGGAGGUGGAAUGAAAACAAGGUGGUUGAAUUUUACCAGAAGAAGGUGGUUGACUACGGACGGUUUAAAGGACGGACGAUCCUGGACCUCACAACGGGAGCCCUGACCCUCACAAAUCUCACAGAGGCUGACAGUGGGGAGUAUGUUGGUGAGCUGCAGAUCAAGGGAGAGCUGGUGCACCAUCGUCAGAUGGUGAAAGUGUUUGAUGCUGUAGGUAAACCAGCAGUCACCUGCCAAGUGAACGGCCCCUCAGUAACUCUGCUGUGCUCUGGGGGCGACAGACCAAGCACUCAGUACAGGUGGGAGGGGCCUGCCAUAAAGCCCCAGCCAGGGUCCCAGCUAAAGAUAGAGGCAGCAGAGAGCUCUGAUGCAGUCUACACCUGUGUGCUGCACAACCCUGUGGGUGAGAGCAGAACAGACUUUCCUGUAAAGAGCUGCUUCCCUGCUCCAGAUGCUGUAGGUAAACCAGCAGUCACCUGCCAAGUGAACGGCUCCUCAGUAACCCUGCUGUGCUCUGGGGGCGACAGACCAAGCACUCAGUACAGGUGGGAGGGGCCUGCCAUAGAGCCCCAGCCAGGGUCCCAGCUGAAGAUAGAGGCAGCAGAGAGCUCUGAUGCAAUCUACACCUGUGUGCUGCACAACCCUGUGGGUGAGAGCAGAACAGACUUUCCUGUAAAGAGCUGCUUCCCUGCUCCAGAUGCUGUAGGUAAACCAGCAGUCACCUGCCAAGUGAACGGCUCCUCAGUAACCCUGCUGUGCUCUGGGGGCGACAGACCAAGCACUCAGUACAGGUGGGAGGGGCCUGCCAUAGAGCCCCAGCCAGGGUCCCAGCUGAAGAUAGAGGCAGCAGAGAGCUCUGAUGCAAUCUACACCUGUGUGCUGCACAACCCUGUGGGUGAGAGCAGAACAGACUUUCCUGUAAAGAGCUGCUUCCCUGCUCCAGGUGAUGCCACAUCUGACAUCAUUGUCCAGUCUAAUGGGAACUUCACACUACAGCCUAAUGUUCAGGGUCCCCUGGAGGAAAUUUUGUGGAAGCGGAAUCAUCAUAAGGUGGUUGAAUUUUACCAGAAGAAGGUGGUUGAGUACGGACAGUUUAAAGGACGGACGAUCCUGGACCUCACAACGGGAGCCCUGACCCUCACACAUCUGACAGAGGCUGACAGUGGGGAGUAUGAUGGUGAGCUGCAGAUCAAGGGAGAGCUGGUGUACCAUCAUCAGGCGGUGAAAGUGUUUGACGCUGUAGGUAAACCAGCAGUCACCUGCCAAGUGAACGGCCCCUCAGUAACCCUGCUGUGCUCUGGGGGCGACAGACCAAGCUCUCAGUACAGGUGGGAGGGGCCUGCCAUAGAGCCCCAGCCAGGGUCCCAGCUGAAGAUAGAGGCAGCAGAGAGCUCUGAUGCAAUCUACACCUGUGUGCUGCACAACCCUGUGGGUGAGAGCAGAACAGUCCUUCCUGUAAAGAGCUGCUUCCCUGCUCCAGGUGAUGUCACAUCUGAGAUCAUUGUCCAGUCUAAUGGGAACUUCACACUGCAGCCCAAUGUUCAGAGUCCCCCAGAGGACAUUUUGUGGAGGUGGAAUGAAAACAAGGUGGUUGAAUUUGACCAGAAGAAGGUGGUUGACUACGGACAGUUUAAAGGACGGACGACCCUGGACUUCUCAACGGGAGCCCUGACCCUCACACGUCUCACAGAGGCUGACAGUGGGGAGUAUGUUGGUGAGCUGCAGAUCAAGAGAGAGCUGGUGUACUAUCGUAAGACGGUGAAAGUGUUUGAUGCUGUAGGUAAACCAGCAGUCACCUGCCAAGUGAACGGCCCCUCAGUAACCCUGCUGUGCUCUGGGGGCAACAGACCAAGCACUCAGUACAGGUGGGAGGGGCCUGCCAUAGAGCCCCAGCCAGGGUCCCAGCUGAAGAUAGAGGCAGCAGAGAGCUCUGAUGCAGUCUACACCUGUGUGCUGCACAACCCUGUGGGUGAGAGCAGAACAGACUUUCCUGUAAAGAGCUGCUUCCCUGCUCCAGAUGCUGUAGGUAAACCAGCAGUCACCUGCCAAGUGAACGGCCCCUCAGUAACCCUGCUGUGCUCUGGGGGCGACAGACCAAGCACUCAGUACAGGUGGGAGGGGCCUGCCAUAGAGCCCCAGCCAGGGUCCCAGCUGAAGAUAGAGGCAGCAGAGAGCUCUGAUGCAAUCUACACCUGUGUGCUGCACAACCCUGUGGGUGAGAGCAGAACAGACUUUCCUGUAAAGAGCUGCUUCCCUGCUCCAGGUAAACCAGCAGUCACCUGCCAAGUGAACGGCCCCUCAGUAACCCUGCUGUGCUCUGGGGGCGACAGACCAAGCACUCAGUACAGGUGGGAGGGGCCUGCCAUAGAGGUCCUGCCAGGGUCCCAGCUGAAGAUAGAGGCAGCAGAGAGCUCUGAUGCAAUCUACACCUGUGUGCUGCACAACCCUGUGGGUGAGAGCAGAACAUACUUUCCUGUAAAGAGCUGCUUCCCUGCUCCAGAUGCUGUAGGUAAACCAGCAGUCACCUGCCAAGUGAACGGCCCCUCAGUAACCCUGCUGUGCUCUGGGGGCGACAGACCAAGCACUCAGUACAGGUGGGAGGGGCCUGCCAUAGAGCCCCAGCCAGGGUCCCAGCUGAAGAUAGAGGCAGGAGAGAGCUCUGAUGCAGUCUACACCUGUGUGCUGCACAACCCUGUGGGUGAGAGCAGAACAGACUUUCCUGUAAAGAGCUGCUUCCCUGCUCCAGGAAGCGCCUCUGUCAUUAUUUCUGUAGUCAUUGUCCUCCUCCUCAUCUUCAUCAUUGUGGGAUUGCUUUUAUUUUACUACAAGAAAUGCUACAAAAAAAAGACAAGACUGAGAGAGACAGACUCUGAAGCUGCAGUAAAUGAAAGACAACAGCUAUUACCAGCAGACCCUGAAAACGUUGAGGAAACUCCAGGAAGGGUUAUGGAAACACCAGAGCUGUAUGGAGACUGGUGGGGCUCAGCAAAGCAGGUUGCAGGCUGGUUUAUCUCAGGUAAGACCCAUGAUGAGCAUCAGAAGACAGCACUGACUGAGCAGCACAAAGGGACUGAUGGGAGUGCUGGAAUUUCACAGGAGGAGAGUCAGACAGAAUCACAAAAUCAGGGUGAAGAUUCUGAAGAGAGAAGAGUGGAGACUGAGGGGGGGAACUCUGAACACCCCUCCUCUGGCUCUGUCCUGUUCAGCACUCCUGAGUCUCCACCUGCUGCUACAUCCAAAACAGCACCAGCUCCAAUACAGAGUCAGGACCAGGAAGCGGAAACAGAAACAGCAGAUCCAGCCCAGGAGCUCCCCAGCAGCCCAGAAGAAGAGGAGGAUAUUCAGGAGAGUCAGACAGUAGGCCCUCAGGAAAGGGCAGAGCUGUAUGGAGACUGGCUGAGCUCCGGUAAGACCUGUGUAAAGCAGGUUGCAGGCUGGCUUAACCCAUUUAAGACCCAUGAUGAGCAUCAGAAGACAGCACUGACUGAGCAGCACAAAGGGACUGAUGGGAGUGCUGGAAUUUCACAGGAGGAGAGUCAGACAGAAUCACUAAAUCGGGGUGAAGAUUAUGAAGAGAGUAGAGUGGAGACUGAGGGGGGGAACUCUAAACACCCCUCCUCUGGCACUGUCCCGUUCAGCGCUCCUGAGUCUCCACCUGCUGCUCCUCCCAAAACAGAAAAUGAAGAGGAGACCUUCCACAGUCCCCGAUCCAGCCCCUAUCCUCCCCACCCCCCUAAUUCUCCCCCCCAUCCAGCACCAGCUCCAGUACAGAAUCAGGACCCGGAAGUGGAAACAGAAAGAGCAGCAGAAGCAGAAUCUACUGAUGAGACUGGAGCCAAUCAGACUGCAGGAGCCCAGAGGCAGAGAGAGAAGAGGGGGGGGCAGAAUGGAGGUAGUGAUGGGGACGGAGCUCAGCCCAGUGGGGCAGGAGGGGGAGGAGCUGAGAACCCAACAGCAGAUCCAGCCCAGGAGCUCCCCAGCAGCCCAGAGGAAGAGGAGGAUAUUCAGGAGAGUCAGACAGUUCAGGAUAGAGUAAAGCUUUUUGAAAGUGGGUGGAGGCCAGGUAAGACCCAUGAUGAGCAUCAGAAGACAGCACUGACUGAGCAGCACAAAGGGACUGAUGGGAGUGCUGGAAUUUCACAGGAGGAGAGUCAGACAGAAUCACGAAAUCGGGGUGAAGAUUCUGAAGAGAUAAGAGUGGAGACUGAGGGGGGGAACUCUGAACACCCCUCCUCUGGCUCUGUCCUGUUCAGCACUCCUGAGUCUCCACCUGCUGCUACAUCCAAAACAGCACCAGCUCCAAUACAGAGUCAGGACCAGGAAGCGGAAACAGAAACAGCAGAUCCAGCCCAGGAGCUCCCCAGCAGCCCAGAAGAAGAGGAGGAUAUUCAGGAGAGUCAGACAGUAGGCCCUCAGGAAAGGGCAGAGCUGUAUGGAGACUGGCUGAGCUCCGGUAAGACCUGUGUAAAGCAGGUUGCAGGCUGGCUUAACCCAUUUAAGACCCAUGAUGAGCAUCAGAAGACAGCACUGACUGAGCAGCACAAAGGGACUGAUGGGAGUGCUGGAAUUUCACAGGAGGAGAGUCAGACAGAAUCACUAAAUCGGGGUGAAGAUUAUGAAGAGAGUAGAGUGGAGACUGAGGGGGGGAACUCUAAACACCCCUCCUCUGGCACUGUCCCAUUCAGCACUCCUGAGUCUCCACCUGCUGCUCCUCCCAAAACAGAAAAUGAAGAGGAGACCUUCCACAGUCCCCGAUCCAGCCCCUAUCCUCCCCACCCCCCUAAUUCUCCCCCCCAUCCAGCACCAGCUCCAGUACAGAAUCAGGACCCGGAAGUGGAAACAGAAAGAGCAGCAGAAGCAGAAUCUACUGAUGAGACUGGAGCCAAUCAGACUGCAGGAGCCCAGAGGCAGAGAGAGAAGAGGGGGGGGCAGAAUGGAGGUAGUGAUGGGGACGGAGCUCAGCCCAGUGGGGCAGGAGGGGGAGGAGCUGAGAACCCAACAGCAGAUCCAGCCCAGGAGCUCCCCAGCAGCCCAGAGGAAGAGGAGGAUAUUCAGGAGAGUCAGACAGUAGGCCCUCAGGAAACAGCAGGGCUGUAUGGAGACUGGCUGGGCCCAGCAAUGCAGGUUGCAGGCUGGUUUAUCUCAGGUAAGACCCAUGAUGAGCAUCAGAAGACAGCACUGACUGAGCAGCACAAAGGGACUGAUGGGAGUGCUGGAAUUUCACAGGAGGAGAGUCAGACAGAAUCACUAAAUCGGGGUGAAGAUUCUGAAGAGAGAGGAGUGGAGACUGAGGGGGGGAACUCUAAACACCCGUCCUCUGGCACUGUCCCGUUCAGCAAUCCUGAGUCUCCACCUGCUGCUCCAUCCAAAACAGGAAAUGAAGAGGAGACCUUCCACAGUCCCCCAUCCAGCCCUUCUCUUCCCCACCCCCCUAAAUCUCCCCCCCAUCCAGAACCAGCUCCAGUACAGAGUCAGGACCAGGAAGAGGAAACAGGAAGAGCAGCAGCAGCAGAAUCUACUGAUGAGACUGGAGCCAAUCAGAGAGCAGGAGCCCAGUGGCAGAGAGAGAAGAGGGGGGGGCAGGAUGGAGGUAGUGAUGGGGGCAGAGCUCAGCCCAGUGGGGCAGGAGGGGGAGGAGCUGAUAACACAACAGCAGAUCCAUCCCAGGAGCGUCAGACAGGAAGUGCUGGGGAUAAUGUAGCAGAGAAUGGAGGCUGGCUGAGCUCAGGUAAGACCCAUGAUGAGCAUCAGAAGACAGCACUGACUGAGCAGCACAAAGGGACUGAUGGGAGUGCUGGAAUUUCACAGGAGGAGAGUCAGACAGUAAAAGUUCAGGAAAUGGCAAAGCUUAUUGAAAGUGGGUGGAGCCCAGUUAAGACCCAGGAUGAGCAUCAGAAGACAGCACUGACUGAGCAGCACAAAGGGACUGAUGGGAGUGCUGGAAUUUCACAGGAGGAGAGUCAGACAGAAUCACUAAAUCGGGGUGAACAUUCUGAAGAGAGUGGAGUGGAGACUGAGGGGGGGGCAGCCCACAAAACACCUAAUGAGUGUGCUGGAAUUCCACAGGAGAGUCAGAAAAUAAAAGUUCAGGAAAUGGCAAAGCUUAUUGAAAGUGGGUGGAGCCCAGUUAAGACCCAGGAUGAGCAUCAGAAGACAGCACUGCCUGAGCAGCACAAAGGGACUGAUGGGAGUGCUGGAAUUUCACAGGAGGAGAGUCAGACAGAAUCACUAAAUCGGGGUGAACAUUCUGAAGAGAGUGGAGUGGAGACUGAGGGGGGGGCAGCCCACAAAACAGCUAAUGAGUGUGCUGGAAUUCCACAGGAGAGUCAGAAAAUAAAAGUUCAGGAAAUGGCAAAGCUUAUUGAAAGUGGGUGGAGCCCAGUUAAGACCCAGGAUGAGCAUCAGAAGACAGCACUGCCUGAGCAGCACAAAGGGACUGAUGGGAGUGCUGGAAUUUCACAGGAGGAGAGUCAGACAGCAAAGCAGGUUGUAGGCUGGUUUAUCUCAGGUAAGACCCAUGAUAAGCGUCAGAAGACAGCACUGACUGAGCAGCACAAAGGGACUGAUGGGAGUGCUGGAAUUUCACAGGAGGAGAGUCAGACAGAAUCACAAAAUCAGGGUGAAGAUUCUGAAAAAAGAGUGGAGACUGAGGGGGGGAACUCUAAACACCCCUCCUCUGGCACUGUCCCGUCCAGCGCUACUGAGUCUCCACCUGCUGCUCCACCCAAAACAGAAAAUGGGGAGACCCUCCCCACUCCCCCAUCCAGCACCUCUCUUCUCCACCCCCCUAAUUCUCCCCCCCAUCCAGCACCAGCUCCAGUACAGAGUCAGGACCAGGAAGAGAAAACAGAAGGAGCAGCAGAAUCUACUGAUGAGACUGCAGUCAAUCAGAGAGCAGGAGCCCAGAGGCAGAGAGAGAAGAGGGGGGGGCAGGAUGGAGGUAGUGAUGGGGGCGGGGCUCAGCCCAGUGGGGCAGGAGGGGGAGGAGCUGAGAACCCAACAGCAGAUCCAGCCCAGGAGCUCCCCAGCAGCCCAGAGGAAGAGGAGGAUAUUCUGAGACGGGGUCCAGACAGUGAUGGGGGGGCAGCCCACAAAACACCUAAUGGGAGUGCUCCAGUAAAAGUUCAGGAAAUGGCAAAGCUUAUUGACAGUGGGUGGAGCGCAGGUAAGACCCAUGAUGAGCAUCAGAAGACAGCACUGCCUGAGCAGCACAAAGGGACUGAUGGGAGUGCUGGAAUUUCACAGGAGGAGAGACAGACAGCAAAGCAGGUUGUAGGCUGGUUUAUCUCAGGUAAGACCCAUGAUAAGCGUCAGAAGACAGCACUGACUGAGCAGCACAAAGGGACUGAUGGGAGUGCUGGAAUUUCACAGGAGGAGAGUCAGACAGAAUCACAAAAUCAGGGUGAAGAUUCUGAAAAAAGAGUGGAGACUGAGGGGGGGAACUCUAAACACCCCUCCUCUGGCACUGUCCCGUCCAGCGCUACUGAGUCUCCACCUGCUGCUCCACCCAAAACAGAAAAUGGGGAGACCCUCCCCACUCCCCCAUCCAGCACCUCUCUUCUCCACCCCCCUAAUUCUCCCCCCCAUCCAGCACCAGCUCCAGUACAGAGUCAGGACCAGGAAGAGAAAACAGAAGGAGCAGCAGAAUCUACUGAUGAGACUGCAGUCAAUCAGAGAGCAGGAGCCCAGAGGCAGAGAGAGAAGAGGGGGGGGCAGGAUGGAGGUAGUGAUGGGGGCGGGGCUCAGCCCAGUGGGGCAGGAGGGGGAGGAGCUGAGAACCCAACAGCAGAUCCAGCCCAGGAGCUCCCCAGCAGCCCAGAGGAAGAGGAGGAUAUUCUGAGACGGGGUCCAGACAGUGAUGGGGGGGCAGCCCACAAAACACCUAAUGGGAGUGCUCCAGUAAAGGUUUGGGAUACAGUAAAGCUUAUUGAAAGUGGGUGGAGCGCAGGUAAGACCCAUGAUGAGCAUCAGAAGACAGCACUGCCUGAGCAGCACAAAGGGACUGAUGGGAGUGCUGGAAUUUCACAGGAGGAGAGACAGACAGCAAAGCAGGUUGUAGGCUGGUUUAUCUCAGGUAAGACCCAUGAUAAGCGUCAGAAGACAGCACUGACUGAGCAGCACAAAGGGACUGAUGGGAGUGCUGGAAUUUCACAGGAGGAGAGUCAGACAGAAUCACUAAAUCGGGGUGAAGAUUCUGAAGAGAGAGGAGUGGAGACUGAGGGGGGGAACUCUAAACACCCCUCCUCUGGCACUGUCCCGUUCAGCGCUCCUGAGUCUCCACCUGCUGCUCCACCCAAAACAGAAAAUGGGGAGACCUUCCACAGUCCCCCAUCCAGCCCCUCUCUUCCCCACCCCCCUAAAUCUCCCCUUGCUCCAGCACCAGCUCCAGUACAGAAUCAGGACCAGGAAGCAGAAACAGAAAGAGCAGCAGCAGCAGAAUCUACUGAUGAGACUGGAGCCAAUCAGAGAGCAGGAGCCCAGAGGCAGAGAGAGAAGAGGGAGGGGCAGGAUGGAGGUAGUGAUGGGGGCGGAGCUCAGCCCAGUGGGGCAGGAGGGGGAGGAGCUGAGAACCCAACAGCAGAUCCAGCCCAGGAGCUCCCCAGCAGCUCAGAGGAAGAGGAGGAUAUUCAGGAGACUCAGACAGUAAAAGUUCAGGAAAUGGCAAAGCUUAUUGAAAGUGAGUGGAGCCCAGUUAAGACCCAUGAUGAGCAUCAGAAGACAGCACUGACUGAGCAGCACAAAGGGACUGAUGGGAGUGCUGGAAUUUCACAGGAGGAGAGUCAGACAGUAAAGCAGGUUGCAGGCUGGUGGAGCCCAGGUAAGACCCAUGAUGAGCAUCAGAAGACAGCACUGACUGAGCAGCACAAAGGGACUGAUGGGAGUGCUGGAAUUUCACAGGAGGAGAGUCAGACCGAAUCACUAAAUCUGGGUGAAGAUUCUGAAGAGAGAGGAGUGGAGACUGAGGGGGGGAACUCUAAACACCCCUCCUCUGGCACUGUCCCGUUCAGCGCUCCUGAGUCUCCACCUGCUGCUCCACCCAAAACAGAAAAUGAAGAGGAGACCUUCCACAGUCCCCCAUCCAGCCCCUCUCUUCCCCACUCCCCUAAAUCUCUCCCCCAUCCAGCACCACCUCCAGUACAGAGUCAGGACCAGGAAGCGGAAACAGGAAAAGCAGCAGCAGCAGAAUCUACUGAUGAGACUGCAGCCAAUCAGACAGCAGGAGCCCAGAGGCAGAGAGAGAGGAGGGAGGGGCAGGAUGGAGGUAGUGAUGGGGGCGGAGCUCAGUCCAGUGGGGCAGGAGGGGGAGGGGACCAAAGUGUCCCAAAACCAGAUUCAGAUCAGGAUAUAGACCCCACAUCAGCAGAGGAAAAUCUAAGUGUCCCGCUCACUGAGCCAUUAAGCACAGCUGAUCCAGCCCAGGGACUCCCAGACACCACGGCCCGUUCCCCCCCUCACACUGGGGCGAGUGAGGAGUCCUGCUGUGCAGAGGAAAGCCCAACAUCAGGCCCAAAUCUGGAGCCCAACAGCACCUCUAAGGCAGAGGAAGAGAAGAAGAGAGGGAGAGAAGAGAGGAAGGAUUCACAGGACAGAGGGGUGAAGUCCCCCCCAGUAAAGCCCCCGAAACCCCCUAAACCCCCUACAGUUCCUAAAACACCCUUAAACCCAUGAGCAGGACUGUCCCACAGGAGGGAGAGACACAGAAGAGCGGGGCACUAAGUCACAUGACACAGGAUAGAAAGACUGCAGACACAGGAAAAGCAGCUCCUAAGCCUGAGAACACAGGAGAUCAUUUAAAGAACUGAAACUGAACUCUGAGCGGUGCUACAGUGCAUAAGACACAAGCAGGUUUUUUAAUGGGUGUAAAUUGUAUGUAUCCUUUUUUUAUUUACUUUGUUUGCUUUAUACAUCUGCACCUGGGAUGUGUUUUGUGUUGUGUGUGUGUGUGUGUGUGUUAGUAAAUCUGCAUCUGUCAUAUGAAGUUCUAAUUAAUAUCAAAUUCAUUCCUGCAAUAUUUGGUGUCUUAAUUUCCAUGUAAAUAGUAGAUAAACUCUUGAUGAAAGUCUGUUGUUAUCUAAUCUAGCUAACUGGUGCUAUACUUUUUUUGGCUAGCAGCAUCAGCUAUAAUUUAUUUUCACUUUCUUAUCAGGGGAGCCAGUCGUAUUGCUGCCACACCCCACCACUGUGUUCUGUUCUGUAUUUAAUUCCUUUUGGCCAGCUAUGGAGGUGUUUCUCUACUAAUCCUCAUUUCUCUUUCAUGAUCUGUAGAUUAUAGUGUGUGAUGUGCACCAGUGCAGCCCCUGUCACUUUUAUAUACUGAAGCCCACAAUUAUGAAGAAAUGAAUCUAUGUAUUAACAGAACCAGUUGAGAAUAAAUCGUUUGUUAUUGUGAUAUUGUAUUUUCUAUAAAAUUUCUAUUAAUUUGAA